Molecule: messenger RNA, 1266 nt
Organism: Candida tropicalis MYA-3404
Lineage: Eukaryota; Fungi; Ascomycota; Pichiomycetes; Serinales; Debaryomycetaceae
Gene: OP4
Product: Op4p
Exons: 1
Coding region: 1-1266 (421 amino acids)
Source: RefSeq, a predicted model, not a curated record
AUGAAAUUUUCCAGUGCCACCGUUUUAGCUAUCUUAGCUUCCUCAGCUUGUGUUUCAGCUGCCCCAACUUUUACUGUUACUGAACAAACUAUGGUUAAGAGAGAAGACAUCAAUGAAGUCUUAAACUUAAUUGAAGAAAUUAAAGCUCUUAACGUCAAGAGAGAUUACGUUGAAGGUGAAGAUUUAUUGGAAUUAGACAGAAGAGCCGACAAUGCUUAUAUUAAUUUGAUUUCUGCUUUAGCCAACUCUGGUAUUAUUAGUUUGGUUUGGGAUAAAUUGACUACUGAUGACAGUAUUAAAGCUUCUUUGAAAGCUAUUAUCCAAUCUGCUCUUCAAACUGCUGUUGUUCAAGGUUCUGCUUUAAUCCAAGCUGUUUGGAACUCUGGUUUAUUAGGUGACAUUUUCACCAAAUUGAUUAACGAUAGUGACUUAAAACAAGCUUUCUUGGGUGUUGUCAAAUCUAUUUUUGGUACUGCUGCUAACUUGAUUUCUUCUUGGAUUAGUGGCCGUACUUCUUCUUCUACUGAUGCAUCUUCUGCACCAGCUAAAAGACAAAUUGCUGCUCCAACUAGUGGUGCUUCUAAGAGAGAAGUUAUGGAUGCUGCUGAAUAUUUGAGUGAAAGAGACUUGUACGAUAUCAUUUCUUGGAUUGUUACUCAAAUUAAAGAUUCAGGAAUUGUUCAAUCCUUAGUUCAAAAAGUUAUUUCCAACCCAGAAGCUGUUGUUUCUUUCUUGACUUCUGCUUUCAAGACUGGUUUAGUUGUUGCCGAAGAAGUUUACGGAUGGGCUAAAGAAUCCGGAUUAUGGGAUUCUGCUUUAACUUAUAUUAAAAACAAUGCUGGUUCUUGGGCUGGUGCCAUUGCUUCAUUCAUUGGUAAACUUUUAUCCAACGGUACUCUUUCUGCUUCUGAUAUUGACAAUGCUGGUACUUCUUCAGCCACCACCACCACUGCUGCUGCCACCACAGGUAACACUCUUUCCACCAGAAGUGUCACUUCCUCUACUGGUGUUGCUCCAGCUGCUCUUGCUGUUUCUUCUCCAGCUGCUGCUGUUGCCGCCACUACUUCAACUGGUUCUACUGGUUCUACUGCCGCUGCUGCUGGCAACGGUGAUGCUUUAGAUUCAUUGAUUGCUAAAUAUGGUGGUGCUUCUACUGAAGCUGCUACUCCACAAGUUGAUACUUCUGGUUUAACUUCAGAUGUUAACACUUUGGUUAGUGCUGCCAGUCAAGCUGCUGGUUCUUUGAAAAAGAGAAAACUUUACUAA